AUGGCAGGAAAAGAAUUAAGAAAAAGUGCAUCAAAUAAAUCAAUAGUAAAGAAACAAAAAUUAAUUAGUGAAGAUACUGCAACAGAAAUAGCAACAACUACAUCAACAGAUAAUAAUAAUAAUAAUCAUAAUGAUGAUGAAAGUAGUAGAGAACAGUUUUUAAUAUCUUUGGUUUUUAAACAGAGAUAUCUGUUGCGUCUGAUCAUGGAGAAAGUCAAGGAGUUAUCGAAUAUCAGAGGUUUGACACCGGUUAACUUUUUCGUCAAGAAACUGAUUGCACCCAACACUACACCUAUUACUCUUCCUGAAGACUACAAACUGUCUGGAAUCGCUCAAGUACCGGAUCGUCCCACUCCAAACUACGAUAUCCCACCAAAUGCACUGAGAUACAUGGAGAUCGACGACGUCAGUUGGAUGUGUCGCAACAAAUACAUCUCACUACUUCGUUACAAACUUGCGAGGAACGAACCUCUCAGACUCACCGAUGUCAACUCCACCUAUAAAACAAUAGUAACCGACAAACAGCUGUUCAAGCAACUGUACGAGCGAUUCCCAAAGAAUUUUACCAAUUCACUUAUACAUCUUGUAAAACAAGAUAUGACCAAAGAUAUGUUGGAGUUAAUAAUGAAUGAUUUGGUGCCGACCUAUGACAAUAUUAUCCAGAUAUUGCUCAUCUUAAUCAAAGCGAAUAACAUCGAGUUGGUCGAACUGAUGCUUACUUUCCACAUUCCAGUACCAAAAACUCAAGAUUUGGAAUUGAUCGAAUACUAUCAAACAAACUUUGGACUGGCUUUCAAUCGAAAUAUCUACGACAAAUACCUCUUCAAUGAUACCAACAAUAAAAAGACAAGCAACGCAGAAGCAAUAGAGAGAAACGAACAAACCAUUGCCAAAGUCAUGGAGAUUCUCAACAAGAAGAAAUCGAUUAUUGAGAAUAAUCAACGAUUGGCAGAGUUGGAAAGAUCGAAAUAUGGAAAUGGAGGUGUACCCAUCACUGAAUCAGAUGUUAUCAAUAUGAAUGGAUAUAUGAUUCGAUACUAUCCUUUUGUUAUGUUGAAUCAAGAACCUUUCUUGCCAGAAACCGACCAACAACUUGGUAUUGUCCAAUUCUUGUUCGAGGAAAUGAAGGACCCAAUCAACAGACAGGCAAUGACGACACUCUUUUAUGCAAUCUCCAAUGGAUUGAAACAAAUCACCAAUUAUAUCAUCAAUAACCUGGAUGUCUCAAAUUAUAGCUAUUCCUAUAGUUAUGAAACACUCAAAUGUAAAUGUAUGUGUGCGGCCAUUCAAACGAAACAAUUUGACGUUGUCGAUUUGAUAUUCGAAAAGUGGGGAAAGAUUUUCAAAGAGAAUGAAGUUCUCAAUAUUAUCAGAACAUCCGAUUCAUUCGCAGCACUUCAAUUAUAUAUCAAACACUUUCCAAGUGUCACAUUGGGAUCUAAAUUCAAUUGUACCAAGGUUGGCUACAUGUUGGACAAUCUUCAGGCUGAGGAAUUUGGAAUCAAAUGUGACAACAUUGACAAGAAUCUCGACUUUUCAAGAUGUGGACAAUACGGUCUUAUUUCAAUCAUCACUGCCUAUCUCAACUACAAGAAAGAUAAAUUCAACACUAGUAACUUGGAAGCUGCUUUGUAUGGUGCCGCAAACAGCAACCAAUUGAAUUUCCUCCAAGAAGUUCACAAGCUGAUGCCCGACUACCGAUUCAAAAUGACUACUCACAUCCGUGGUGUCAAAGGAAGAAACAAAACAACCGUCCAAUAUUUCAAUGAAACAUUUAAAUUACAAACAGAAAAACCAACAAAAAAGAAGAAAUAA
This is a messenger RNA of Heterostelium album PN500, 1815 nucleotides long. RefSeq lists its product as uncharacterized. Lineage: Eukaryota; Evosea; Eumycetozoa; Acytosteliales; Acytosteliaceae. The record is from RefSeq and is a predicted model, not a curated record. Bases 1 to 1815 code for a protein of 604 amino acids. The transcript is spliced from 2 exons.